Messenger RNA from Diaporthe batatas, 2523 nucleotides. RefSeq lists its product as uncharacterized. The record is from RefSeq and is a predicted model, not a curated record. The transcript has 3 exons. Lineage: Eukaryota; Fungi; Ascomycota; Sordariomycetes; Diaporthales; Diaporthaceae. Bases 530 to 2260 code for a protein of 576 amino acids. Gene Ontology annotation, molecular function: transmembrane transporter activity. Gene Ontology annotation, biological process: transmembrane transport.
GACGGUUCAGUCGAUUCAUCGGCUGGCAACCAUUGAAACCUCGAUGCAUCGAAGUCACCUGUACCGAAACCACAGGAGGCGGGGUGAGUUCAGAUGGAAUCAGCUGCGUGCGCGCAUGUGGUGUAUACUGCCAGGACUACGCGCCCAACACAUGUCUUCUCUGCUCCUUCUGGGCUGCGCUGCGCUGCACUGCCUCCCGCCUCGGCUGACAUUUGAUCCCCUCUGAACUUCUGAAACUAAACGUCAGAGGCUGGACACAUCAUGAUUGGGGCAAUGGGAUGGCAACCCAAGCGAGCUGGUCCAUUAUCCUUCAAAACCCUGCACCGCUCCAACCUUCAAAAGUUGGCCUCGAACUCAGUUUAGUUCAGUUUAGUUCAGUUCAUUGAUCACUCAACCAACCACGCGGUUAUCGCUCCUUGAAACUACGACUCCUGGGGAGCUGGUUUAUUUCUUUCCUUUCUUCUUUCUUUUUCCUCCCAUUCUUCGAUCGUGCGAGACACGGAUCAACCUUCAGCGGCCGAGUACAGUCAUGUCGAAACACAGCAGGAUGCGCGACUCGAUGGAGGAGGUUUUGGUGGAUAGGGGCAACGGCGCCGAGGCCCAGGUGGUCGGAUCUACGCAACUAUUCAAGGAUGGAAAGCUUCAGUGCAUCCCGAUGCCUACGCCCGAUCCAAAAGAUCCUCUUAACCUGCCAGAGUGGAGGAAAUGGGCCGCCAUCAUAAGCCUCUCUCUGUUUGGCGCGCUGGCUCUCUCAGCAGAGACUAUCGUCGGCGCCCUGGUCCCCAUCUUCGUCCUCGAGUAUGCCGGCAUCGACCCCAAGAUCCUCGGAAAGAUCGACCUCAGCACACUUAACCUCAGCUCGGUGGGCGGUAAGCCGGCGGACCCCAUCCAGCUGCUCAACAGCCUGGGAGGCCCACCAAUCUCUAAGGUCGACCUCAUUUCCACCCUUCCAAUCCUCGUCAAUGGUAUCGCAUCAUACAUCCUGGUGCCAUUGUCCAUUGGUGUUGGUAGGCGACCUGUUAUCUUGUUCUCUGGGGUAAUGGCAUGGGCAGGAGGUCUGUGGGCAGGGUUCAGUACAAGUCUGAACAGCCACAUCGCCGCAAGAGUGUUCCAAGGGUUUGGAGCCGGCGCAGUUGAGGCUCUGAUCCCUCUUAUCCUGCAGGACAUGCUGUUCAUCAACCAGCGUAACAAGGCUUUCUCCCUCAUCAGUGCCGGCCAGGGUCUCUUCGUUGUCAGCAUCGGUCUGACCAGCCCGCUCAUCAUCAUUCACCUAAGCUGGAGGUGGCUCUACUAUAUCACCGCGGGAGCUGGUAUCAUCGUGUGGAUCGCAAUGAUCUUCUUCGUUCCUGAGACCCGAUGGGAGCGUUCUCAAGACGAGCUUGCUGGAAGGGCGGUCUUUCCCCUGCGCCCCGGCGAGACCCGUCCCCGUCUUGACCAUGCCCGGUACGGAUACCGCACCAACAAGAACGACUUCGGCCUCUUCUCUGUUCCAUUCAAGUGGAAUCUCUGCAGGCGCUCCGUCGUCGAGACUGUCAAGGCCACCUUCUUCCCCAACGUUCUUUGGGUCAUCGCCCUCAACUCCAUCUUCAUCGGCGCGCUCUCGGCCACGACACAGAACGCUGCUGCCAUCAUUCUCAGCCUCAGGCUCAAAUUUACUCAGCUGGGUCUCGUCGUUUUGCCGGUUGUUGCCGCCACACCAUUCGUCUGGUUCUUCGGUGGUUACUUGGCCGACAAGAUCAGCAAUAAGUAUGCCAAGAAAAACGGGGGAAGGCGAGAGCCCGAGGCUCACUUGAUCAGUCUCAUAUUCCCUCUCCUGGCAGGUGUUGCUGGGCCGAUCUUGUUUGGCUUUGCUGGUCAGAACACCGCGUCGCGGCCACUGGUACCGCUGCUGGUGGGGUUCUUCCUCAUCGGCUUUGGUGGUCUAACCAUGAACUCGCUCGUGAGCGUAUAUUUGGUUGAAUGUUAUCCCAACUUCGCUGGGCCUGUCCUCGUGACCAUGUCCUCUUUCCGUCUCAUUGCCGGAUUCCUGAUCAGCUUCAAGUCUGCCGACUGGAUUCUCGACAUCGGCUUCAUUAAGACCUUCAGCAUCUACAGCGGAAUCAUGAUGCUAUUUACACUCAUGCUCCCUCUCGUCUUCUACUACGGCAAGCCGAUGCGGUUGUGGAGCGCCGGGAAGCUGGGCGAGUCUCCUGAGCAAGAUGACUCCAAGAGUAUGAAGAGUAUUGAAAUGGACUGGGGCGUUCAGGGUCGCAAGAACUAAUAAGCUUAAACGAUGGGCACGGAACGAGCGGACGGCGAACUAUACAGAAGCAAGCACAAGAAGGCGGUCCCUAAGACUGUAACUUGACGAAUGGGCUUCUAGUAUCGUAUAAUUAAGCAUUGGGCUACAUCAACUACAGACAUCUGGACGGUGUAUACAAUUUUUAUAGGUUAAAGUUGGACAUCCUUUACCCUGGGUGGUGGGAUGGGUGUUCAGAUUUCGUACAGUUUUUAGAGGUCAAUCAUAACCUUGUGAUAUCCAAA